AUGUCUAAUGACACAUUUUUAUGGACACCUUCAUCAGUCACUUACGUGAAUGCCACCUGGAUACAACAUUUUCUGUGGAUAGCAUUAAAUGCGAGCACCAUCCCACAGUUAUCCGAUCCCGGAUCCAAUCGGAACGGUUCCCUAUCCGGAUGUAUUUCCUUUGGUCGCGAGCACAGUUCCACGGAACCACAAGCACUCCUGGAUCCCAUCCCUUCGACCAUCUAUGUAGCCGAUAUGAUUGUACGCAUCAUUCUGAUUGAAGCCAGCCAGUUCACUCACUUCACGGAACAGACAAAAUUGCUGGAACAUGAAGUUGGCGAAUGGAUCGAUUCGUAUCACAGAGACGCAAGCAUCUACUGCACCAAUUCGCUUCGAUUCAGUCAUGAGUUUCAGCGACUUUCAGCCGAAUCGGAACAGGUUUUCGGGGUGGAGAAACCUGGUAAGUGGUUUAUCGCUGACGGAAGUGACUGA
This is a messenger RNA of Echinostoma caproni, 471 nucleotides long. The record is from the annotation of a GenBank genome assembly. Lineage: Eukaryota; Metazoa; Platyhelminthes; Trematoda; Plagiorchiida; Echinostomatidae.